Molecule: messenger RNA, 705 nt
Organism: Trichoplax adhaerens
Lineage: Eukaryota; Metazoa; Placozoa; Uniplacotomia; Trichoplacea; Trichoplacidae
Exons: 1
Cellular component (GO): cytoplasm
Source: RefSeq, a predicted model, not a curated record
GUAUUGCUAUUUCAACUGGAGCGAAACUGCACUGUACCUAGUCUAGCGGCUUACGUUUUAAAACUUGAAACUUAUUUACGUAUGGCCGAAAUCCCGUAUAAAAAUGAUCAUAGCUUUACUUUAUCCAGUAAAGGUAAAGUUCCUUGGAUUAUUGUUAACGGCAAAGAAGUUACGGAUUCAUCAUUUUGUAUUGAAUACUUGAGUCAGGAAUUUGAUAAAGACCUGGAUAAAGGCUUGAAUGAAGAAAGUAAAGCUGUUGGUCGAAUGUUAACCAAAACGAUGGAAGAGAAUACGUUUUGGGCCACCAUUGAACAAGCCAGACUCUAUGAUGGCUUAGACGAAUGGUUGGAUCUUGUAGAUGUCAACUCGUCAAUGCGAUCCUUCUUCAAAAAUCAAGGCCCAAAAAUCGUGAAAGAAUAUAGUUGGGGACAUGGCAUAGGAAGGCAUUCCUCGCAAGAAAUACAUCAUAUAGGUGAAUUGGACCUACGAUCCUUUUCAGUCAUUCUUGGCUCUAAGAAAUACUUCCUUGCUGAUUAUCCCACUACGGUUGAUGCAUGCAUGUUUGGAUUUUUGGCAAAUAUGCUAUAUGCUGUACCCAAAUCGUCCCCAUGCUAUCGUUUGUUAACUACGGAAUUGACAAAUCUUGUGGAUUAUGUAGAAAGAAUGAAAGCAAAGUAUUGGCCAGAUUGGGAAGAAAUCACCAGC